Biomphalaria glabrata is the source of this 4810-nucleotide messenger RNA. RefSeq names its product alkylglycerol monooxygenase-like. Gene Ontology annotation, cellular component: endoplasmic reticulum. Lineage: Eukaryota; Metazoa; Mollusca; Gastropoda; Planorbidae. The record is from RefSeq and is a predicted model, not a curated record. Gene Ontology annotation, molecular function: iron ion binding; oxidoreductase activity. The transcript has 12 exons. Gene Ontology annotation, biological process: lipid biosynthetic process. The coding region runs from base 306 to 1622 and encodes 438 amino acids.
UUUAUUUCAAUGUCUACAUCACUUUGCUAAAGAUUCAUUUAUUUCCUCAAUUUGUUUUUAUAUUGUACAUUUAGGCAAAAACAUUUUCAUGAAAAAAUAAAGUUCAUAAAAAAUGUUUUGCAUGUAUUAAGUACAUUUUUUUUUAAAUAAGCAAAAUGGAAAUCUAAACAAAACUUCGAUAACUUGUGAAUACCUCAUGAUCUUUGUGUAUUUGUGGCUGUCUGUCAUUGACUUCAAGAGGAGAAGGUGUAACUGAAGUAAAUUUAAGAUCUUCAAACAUUAUAGAUUUCUACGCCAGGGAAUAAAUGGACUCCAAACCUGCACAUUCAAUCCAGAAUUUACGGAGCAUGUUUUAUUUAGUGACUCCAAAUGAAACAUCCUACGAGAGAGUAGAAAAUGUGCCAGAUUUUAGACGUGAGACACUUCCAUAUUUCAUCGCCAUGUUUUUGUUGGAGUGUUUCAUGUUGAGACGUCAAGGAAAGAAUUGGCCACGAAUCAAUGAUAGCGUAAAUAGCAUCUCACAUGCAGUGUUGAGCACGCUACCAAUGCUCCUCUUCAGAUCCACGGAGAUACUGACAUACAUCUGGAUCUACGAUAACCUUCAUUUCGUGGAUCUUCCUUGGGAUAAUCCAUGGACAUGGAUACUUGGCAUGCUGACAGUGGACUUCCUGUUUUAUUGGUUUCACCGGAUAGGUCACGAAACUAACAUUGGCUGGGCUACACAUCAUGUCCAUCAUAGUUCGGAAGACUACAAUUUAACAACAGCUGUUAGACAAUCAAUGUUUGACCACUAUUUUAAAAUGUUGAUUUAUUCUCCGAUGGCUUUAUUUGUUCCGCCUUCAAUCUUCUAUGUUCACCUGCAGUUCAACUUUUUGUAUCAACUCUGGAUUCAUACAACGGUCCUACCUAAUUUCGGUCCACUGGAAUAUGUUCUGAACACACCAAGUCAUCAUAGAGUACAUCAUGGAAGAAAUCCUGAUUAUGUGGACAAAAACUAUGCUGGAGUUUUAAUAAUAUGGGACAGAAUGUUUAAUACUUUCCAAGAAGAAAAGGAAGAAGUUGCCUAUGGAUUAUGCUUAAGAAACAAAUUUUGGAACCCUAUCAAAGGCCAGCUAUAUUACUUUCCUCUGAUGUAUAACAAGAUAAAAGAAUACCCAGAGUUUGUCAAUAAGUUAUUCGUUAUUAUCAAAGGACCAGGCUGGAAACCGGGAUACCCUUGGAGAUUUCCUCCUGACCGUUUGCCUAAGGUAAAGCAACCAAUUGAGAAAUUUGACAGGAACCUCAAAUCUUGGGCCAACAUAUAUGUGAUAUUUCAUUUCUUGUUAUUGAUUACUUUCUACUGUUACACCCUCUGUGAUCAGUUACGAACAUUCCAGGCCAGCUUUGGACUUAUGUUGUUCAUUCUCUAUUCGCUGUACACUUUUGGUGCUUUGUAUGACCACAAUGCGUGGUCUUAUCUUCUGGAGUUUUUGAGAUGUCUGUCGUCUCUACUGGUCAUCUAUUUGACACAAGAACAUGUCGGCCUUGGUACUGACCAUGUUACUGUUCUGAAUGUCAUCUUUGCAGCGUCCUCCUUGGGCUGGAUCUUCCUCUACAUGAAAAACAUCAGCAUUUAUAUGUAGCCUUGACAUUGGAUUGAGACAAAGUUGAGAUGCCAAAACUUGACUAUCAAAAACAAACAAACUUUUUUGCCAGUUGUGUCGCUAGAGGUAUGCGGAGGGUGCAAACUGAACUGGGUUUGACCCACUACGAGAUAACACAAAAUGUUCUGAUCUGAAAAAAAAAUGUGGUGGCGGGGGGGCGGGGGGGGGGAACCAAACAAAAUUGAGAACCACUGAAUCAAAAGUAUUCUUGGCUUUGAACAAGCUCACAAAUUUUAAAAACUACUUUAAUGCACACAUGCGUUUUUCACUUCGAGUUUUUUUAUUUUGUAGGUCAGGCCUAGUAAUUUUGUAUUGUGUAACAAUCAAUUAGCUUCUUGUAUAAUAGUUCAACAAAGAACAAACCUUUGAUAGAGUCUAUUGAGGGGGGGGGGAGGUGGAGGGGGAAUAAAGUGGUGAUGGGGGGGGGGACACUAAGACACCUACUCUAGCGACGCCACUGCAAAUUAGAACCUUUUUUCAACGUGUUUCAAUUUGCUGUAUUUACAAUGUAUGUUACUAUAGUCUACAUAGCCUCAAGAGUUGUGGGCCUUAUAUUGUACUGUGUUAUAGAUUUAAUAAUCUUAUACUAUAAAGUAGAAAGUAAGGCGUAUGUAUAUAUGUUACGAAUAGAAAUCAAAACCGUUUGACCAAUCUUGAUGAAACUUGGCAUAAAUGUUCCUUGGGUACUAACUGGGACCGUAGUGUAUGUAUUGUAGCUCUAAAACAAACUUAAGACAUUCAAAAAAAAAAAAGUUGACCGACUCUAUGAAAAUAUUAUAAGUUCAUCGAUCUAGGCCAUGUUUACCAUGUAGGCUAUAAAUCGAAAGGAUCUAGAUCUAGAUCUAAUUUUAAAAACUACAUUUUGCACAUACAAUUUUUUACUUUGACACAUGAAAAUACAAAAUAUAGUCUAUUGAUUUCAUUAUUUAAUAAAAUUAAUCUUCAAAUUUGUGUUUCAAAAGCAUUUUUAGAUAAAUUCGUUAAUUUUAUUAGUGAAUUUAGAAUUCCUGACGUAAUUCUUUCAUUAGACAAUACCGAAAUGCUAGACAUCUCUCUAUUUCUAAAUAUAAAACUCUAAUUAAACUCUAAGAUGAUAGAACUUCUCUUCGCAAAGAUAGUUUUAUACUUUAACACAUGAACGCACUAAUUAUAGGCCAUUCAUUGCAUAUUUUAAUCAAAUUAACAUUCAAAUUUGUUUUUCUAAAGCAUUUUUCAUACAUUCGUUCGCUAAAGCUGAGAAGCCGUAUUGAUAUAUAUUCUAAUAGUUCCAUUCAUGAAUCGCCUACAUCUAAUAAAAGGGUUACGCAUGCGCAGAGCGAAGUCUUCACGCACGAGCAGAACAAACUCUAUCCAAGCCAAUAUUUAACUCUAGAUUAGUCUAGAACUAUCCCUAACUCAAGAUCUACUUUAUACUUUAUCACAUGAACAUACAAAAUUAAGUCAUUCAUUUCAAAUUUUAAAUAAAAUAUCCGUAGGCCUACAAGCAAAUGUUUUUAUUGAAAAAAUGUAUUUAAGUAGAUUAGCUAUUUUGACAGCUCCAUUCAUACUAUUUUACAUUCUUGCAUUCCACAUUCGCUUUACUUAUAACAUUAUUAUUUCGUUUAAUUAUUUACAAAACAUUCUCAGUGACUAUAUCGACAGUAAUACGCAAAUUAAGACCCGCGAGUCGCGGGUAAUAUAUGUACUAGCCUGGCAUUACCCGCGGCCUGAGGGUCUAAGUUUGUGUUUACUUAUUUAGUGGAUUGGAUUUAGAUGUAUGUUAAACUUAGCUAAUGAUCCUUUCAAGUUAUUUCUCUUUCGCUAGGAAAAUAAAAUUAGUUUUGCGAAAAUGGGUUUACCCGAAGCCGAUUCCUAUAUAUCUAUUAAAAACGAAAAGAGCGAUAGAUUAAUAGUACAAUUAAAUCGGGUUUACCCGAUUUUUAAAUGAAUGGGAUUAUAAAGUAAACAAUUAAACGAAAUAGUACGCGAUUCAUUACGGUAUUGUCAAAUGAAAGAAUGUUCGUUAGGAAAUCUGUAGUCACAGAUAUAAGGAACUAAUUUAUGUAAAAAAUGCUUUUGAAACGGAAAAUUGAAGGUUAAUUUUAUUAUAUAAUGAAAUCAAUGGAUCUUCUUUUGUAUUUUCAUGUGUCAAAGUAAAAAACUAUCUGCGCAAAGUGUAUUUCUUAAAAUUAGAUCUAGAUCUAAAUCCUUUCGAUCUUUUAUCAUGUCAACAUUGUAAACAUUGCCUAGAUCCAUAAAUACUAUAGCUUUAAUAGAGUCGGACAACUUUAUUUUUUUAGGGUCUUACGUUUGUUUUAGGGCUACAAUACAUACACUACGGUCUAAGUUGGUACCCGAGAAACAUUCCUGCCAAGUUUUAUCAAGAUUGGUCAAGCGGUUUUGAUGUCUAUUCGUCACAUACGUACAUAAAUAUAUACAUACAUACAUACAUACAUACAUACAUACAUACAUACAUACAUACAUACAUACAUACAUACAUACAUACAUACAUACAUACAUACAUACAUACAUACAUACAUACAUACAUACAUACAUACAUACAUACAUACAUACAUACAUACAUACAUACAUACAUACAUACGUUCGGUCGUCUCGAUGGUCCCGGUUUCAUACCCUGCCCGCUGCCAUCCUCAGUUGUCCUGAGAUGGUUUGUACUAGGAAGCAGAUUAUCUUCAACUGUAAAGAAACAUUCGAAACAUAUAAAACAUUUUACAAACAAAACACUGGCCUUAAAAACACCACUACUUUUUGGUCUAGUCAUCUGAAAGGAAAACGCAGAAGAGGGGAGUAUACGAACCAUUUUAUUUUUCAAUGGUGGGUAUCGUCACUGGUAAAAGGUUAGAAACACUGCCUGCAGUGUCUUCAAUUCCAAAUAUUAAGGAUGAGUGCAGUGUUUUACAUGACAACGCAAGACUCUUGUAUUGUAUAUUUUACUAUUUGAUAUUUCGUUUUUAACAGUGUAUAAAACUUUGAUAUUAGGAUAGUAGUCUAAUUGUAGACCUACUACUGCUCCCUGUAGUCUUCUACAAUCAUUAAAAUCCAUAAGCAACUGAAAAAAAAAAAAGAAAUUCAAAUUAUUAUAUAUAUAUAUAUAUAAUGGUUGUCUUACUGAAUUUUUUACAUUUAAAUAAAAUGUUUAAACCGGAUUAAAUAUAACAUAUACUUAA